This is a messenger RNA of Xiphias gladius (swordfish), 2778 nucleotides long. Its product is annotated as gap junction gamma-1 protein-like. Gene Ontology annotation, cellular component: connexin complex. Gene Ontology annotation, biological process: cell communication. The transcript is spliced from 5 exons. Lineage: Eukaryota; Metazoa; Chordata; Actinopteri; Istiophoriformes; Xiphiidae. The coding region runs from base 293 to 1453 and encodes 386 amino acids. The record is from RefSeq and is a predicted model, not a curated record.
GUUUGGCACCGAGAAGCGCGUCGGACUGUUUAGGUUCUGUAUUUAUUUUUAUUCGGGGUUUUUAUUUUCGUUUCGGUUUUACAACUUAAUUAACCCUCAUUCGAGUUCGUCUGGCAGCCAGAAAGUUUGUUUUACGAGCGGGGUUUCGGGUCUAAAUUUACCAAGCGGGGCUCCGCGUGACGAGUUCUGGAUCUUGCCUCUCGCAGGAGAGCGGUGAGUCGUCCUGGUCCCCCCCCCCCCUGGGUCUCAAGUCCAGAGGGUGCUGAUUUAGCUCCCAGGUCACCUUGGCACCAUGAGUUGGUCCUUCCUUACUCGCCUGCUGGAUGAGAUCUCCAACCACUCCACCUUCGUGGGGAAGCUCUGGCUCACAGUGCUCAUCGUCUUCCGCAUCGUUCUGACCGCCGUCGGGGGUGAAGCCAUCUACUACGAUGAACAGAGUAAAUUUGUCUGCAACACGCAGCAGCCCGGGUGCGAGAAUGUGUGCUACGAUGCGUUCGCGCCACUCUCGCACGUCCGAUUCUGGGUCUUUCAGGUUAUCAUGAUCACUACCCCAACUAUUAUGUACCUGGGCUUUGCCAUGCACAAGAUCGCCCGCAUGGAAGACACCGAGUACCAGCCUGCCCGAAAAAGGAGGAAGAGGAUGCCCAUUGUCAACCGCGGGGCAGCUCGGGACUAUGAGGAGGCAGAGGACAACGGAGAGGAAGACCCGAUGAUUGCUGAAGAGAUUGAACCAGACAAGCCCGACAAAGUAGAAAAAAGCUCAGGCGAAAAGCAUGAUGGCCGUCGGCGAAUUCUGCGCGACGGCUUGAUGAAGGUCUACGUGUGCCAGCUGCUGUGGCGCUCUGCCUUCGAGGUCGCCUUCCUUUUCGGCCAGUACAUCCUCUACGGCUUCGAGGUGAUACCUUCCUACAUCUGCACUCGCUCACCAUGCCCACACACUGUGGACUGCUUUGUGUCCCGCCCCACGGAGAAGACCAUCUUUCUACUGGCGAUGUACGUGGUGUCUUUCCUCUGCCUGCUCCUCACUAUCCUGGAAAUUGUCCAUUUUGGGAUCGGCGGCAUCCGUGACACCUUCCGCAGGCGCGCUACAUCCAACGCGCGAGCCGCGCGGUCGCUCCCCUCACGCGCCAUGCCGACAGCCCCGCCGGGAUACCAUGCCACCAUGAAGAAGGAGAAACUAAAAGGUGAGCUGAAGGAUUCGCCAACGGCCGACUCCGGGAGGGAGAGUUUUGGGGACGAGGGGCCCUCGUCCAGGGAGCUGGAGCGGUUGAGGAGGCACCUGAAGCUGGCCCAGCAGCACCUCGACCUGGCCUACCAGACGGAUGAAGGAAGCCCUUUGCAAAGCAGGAGCCCGGAGAUCAACACAGCUGCCCAGACGGCCGCCGAGCAGAACCGCCUCAACUUUGCCCAGGAAAAGCAGGGAGAGCCAAGCGAGACAGGAAUACAUGAGUGAGCGUGCUUCCUGCCUCAAACGUCUGUCCUUCCAUUCCUACUGGCCUUAAACACAUGGGGGAAGCACAUAUGGGAAUGCAGUCAGACCACUGAGGGAGACCAAAGUGUGUGUGUGUGUGUGUGUGUGUGUGUGUCCGUGUGUGUGUGUGUUUUUGUAUGCAUAUGUGGAUAAGAGAAAUGAGCCUUUCAGUAUUAGGGGUCAGCCGAAAAGAAAGAAAAAUGCUGACCAAGCUGUUUUAUGACAAAUGGUUCAUCUCCACGACUCUAAACUUGAAAGCCUUCCACAUCUCAAGUUUCUGCUUGCCGACCUCCGUCCAAACCUUGACUGUGCCUUCAGCUAAAACCUUGUCUACACCCUGUUCUUUCAGCCACUGUGUUUUCGUGGCCAUGCAGUAAUCCUCAUCCAUUUCAGACCUUGUAAGGAUUGUUGUCGGCUUUAAACUCCUCUGGCCGAGUGUAGUGUUUUUUGUUUUUGAUUUUGGUUUUUUUUUUUUUGUUGUCUUCACAAAAUAGUCUCUCUUUUUAUAAAAAUGUCGCCAAAUGUUAAUGUCUCACUUUGUUGAGCCUUGUUGGCCUCGGAGAGAAUCUCAAACAGUAACAGCCUGGGGUUAUAUCAUUUCUGGAGCGUGUGCAGCAGGCGUAACCUGUGCUAGAUGAGUCACGUUUAAAUUAAACAGAUUUGGUGUUAGGGAUUAUUGUUUAUCAGCCAGAAGCCACAACAUUUCAGAAAGGUUUGCCAGAUAUUUGAAAGCCUGUGUAUUUACUCCAAUCGGCCAAAAUGUUUACCUGGGAAAUGCUUGAAUUCUUUAUCAACAAGAAAUGUUCCGAGGAACUUCCAAGAGUCAUUUUUGUACAAUCAAUUCAUUUAAAAUACUCAAUUUAUUUUACCAGUACUUUUUUUUUUUUUUUUGGUACUAUGACUUGACCAAAGCUCUAGAUUAGUUACUUUUUGUCUUGAGAGAAGAGUUGGCAUCACGAAUGGCACCUGCUUCACACGACUGCUGAGAAGUAGGCACAUGGAUGUUUCCCUAAAAUGAUGUACUAUAGAAAUUAUUCACAAUGUUCGUCAUUGCAGAAUGUUAAAAAAUUAAUUUUGCUUCUUGAGAGAUUUUUUUUGCUAACCAGCUGGAAACAUCUGUCUUCCAGGCUACUGUCAACAAUUAAACUUCAUCUUUGUCUUUUGAAAUUUACAUUCUUCUUUGGUGAGACACAUUUUCCAUUCUUGACCUGCACCACUAGUCCUCCUUUGUGCUGAAACAUGGAUGCUUUCAUGCAUCCUGGAAAAAAAAAAAAAAAAAAAUCAGCCCAGCUGACGAAAGGAUGACU